GCCAAGAGACGCUGCAUAGCAGCUAGGAGAGCUUACAGAAAGGAUUUCCAGGAUCACGCAGAAGCAAACAAUCAGCAGUUCUUAAAAUCACAGACACACCGCCUGCUAAGAAGAGUGUCAGUAGAGCUCUCCCGCUGCCCCUGUCGAUGCUGGGAAGCUCCAGCAGCUGGGAUUGAUCAAUCAAUGCCCUCCUUCACCUCCCCCGAUCAUGUGAUGCUGCUCCCGAGCGCGUUAAGCUGCCGGAGCUGGGCGCUGCGUCACUCCCGCUCGGAGAAGGGGCUCGGGCUGCUCUGCCUGCAGGGGCUGGUGCCGGCAGCAUGGAGAAAGGACUGGUUGUUACUCAGCUGGAUGUCGAGCCUGGUGAGUGCAUCAAGGUCAAAGGGAAGAUCGAGUCUGAUGCCAAAGGGUUUGCUGUGAAUGUCGGGAAGGACAGCAACACCCUCCUGCUGCACUUCAACCCUCGCUUUGACUGCCACGGGGAUGUCAACACCAUCGUGUGCAACUCCAAGGAGGAUGGCACCUGGGGGGAGGAGGACAGGAAGGCUGACUUUCCCUUCCAGCAUGGGGACAAGAUUGAGAUAUGCAUCUCCUUUGAUGAGACCGAGGCAACGGUGAAGCUGCCCGAGGCAGAGUUCAAGUUCCCAAAUCGGCUGGGCAUGGAGAAAAUUCAAUACCUGGCGGUGGAGGGUGACUUCAAAGUGAAAGCCAUUAAGUUCAGCUAACAGCUCUAGCUUGGUUUGUUUUGUUUUCUGCCCCUGUAGUGAAAUAAACCGAAACUUGCAA
Messenger RNA from Oenanthe melanoleuca, 783 nucleotides. RefSeq names its product 16 kDa beta-galactoside-binding lectin. The transcript has 4 exons. Bases 318 to 722 code for a protein of 134 amino acids. Gene Ontology annotation, molecular function: laminin binding; carbohydrate binding. Lineage: Eukaryota; Metazoa; Chordata; Aves; Passeriformes; Muscicapidae. The record is from RefSeq and is a predicted model, not a curated record.